CAAGCCUUUUUCGACAAAAUAGAGCAGAGGCUUUUGAUUAGAUGUUAACCACUUGUUCUUCCAGUUUUGUUUUGAAUUUUGCCCUCCCUUUUGGGUUUUUAUUAUCUUCAAUUAUUGAUAGUUGCUGAUGGGUUUUUGAGGAAUCAUGGGUCUUUAUGUGUAUGAGACUUGAAGUCUGCUGAUCAAUCCAUUAUUUAAGGUAGAAAUUUUUGGCACUUGUAGAUUGAACUAAUAAGUCAAACAUAGGUUUAGUAUUUAGGAGGUAGUUUGGAUCAUUGGAGGGUUUCUUAGUGAUUAUUGUACCCAUGUUUCCUAAUUGUCAGCAAUUUAGAUAAUCUGAUUUGCCAAGUUUGGGCACCUCGAAAGUUGGGCAGUGCCCAUGGAUGCCUCAACAAGUGGAACCCCUACCAUUCAAUACCAUAACAUACCUGAUCAACCAAUUACUACUAUUGUUGCUGCUCCUGUAUCUGCGUUUCUGCGACAAGUACGCCAUUGCUUUGGGGACUCCACUCCUGGAGAAUUCCCCUUGGCUGCCAAUCCUUCCAUUGUUCUUCAUGUCCUCACCACUUGUAACUUGGAUCCUCAAGAUCUUGCGAAACUAGAGGCAACAUGCUCCUUCUUUAGGCAUCCUGCAAACUUUGCUCCCGAUUAUGAAUUGUCCAUAUCGGAGCUUGCUGCUCUUGACAUGUGCCAAAAAAGAGCUAUAUUUAAGCCAAUGACCGAUGAAGAACGUCAAACUUUGAAGCAGAGAUGUGGGGGAUCAUGGAAAUUGGUCCUGAGGUUUCUGCUUGCUGGGGAAGCAUGUUGCAGGAGGGAGAAAUCACAGGCAAUUGCAGGGCCUGGUCAUAGCAUUGCUGUGACAUUAACAGGGGCAGUCUACUCUUUUGGCUCUAAUAGCUCAGGACAAUUGGGACAUGGCAAUACUGAAGAAGACUGGCGGCCUCGGCAAAUAAGAUCUUUGCAAGGCAUUCGAAUUAUCCAAGCUGCUGCUGGGGCUGGCAGAACAAUGCUGAUUAGUGAUGCUGGGAGAGUUUAUGCCUUUGGAAAGGAUUCCUUUGGCGAAGCAGAAUAUGGGGUUCAAGGAAUUAAACUAGUUAUAACUCCCCAACCUGUUGAUUCUUUGAAAGACAUUUUUGUUGUCCAAGCUGCAAUUGGAAACUUUUUCACAGCUGUAUUGUCCAGAGAGGGCAGAGUUUACACAUUCUCUUGGGGAAAGGAUAGCAAACUUGGUCACAAAACUGAGCCAAAUGACGUGGAGCCCCAGCCUCUAUUAGGAGCACUUGAGAACAUACCCGUGGUGCAAAUUGCAGCUGGAUACUGCUACCUUCUUUGCCUAGCUUGUCAACCGAGUGGCAUGUCCGUAUACUCUGUCGGCUGUGGUUUGGGUGGAAAGCUGGGACAUGGCUCAAGAACUGAUGAAAAGUACCCUAGACUAAUUGAACAAUUUCAACUUUUGAACCUUCAGCCAAUGGUGGUGGCUGCUGGUGCAUGGCAUGCUGCUGUUGUGGGUCUUGAUGGAAGGGUUUGCACAUGGGGAUGGGGACGUUAUGGGUGUUUAGGUCAUGGAAAUGAAGAGUGUGAAUCAGUUCCCAAGGUUGUAGAGGCAUUAAGCAAUGUUAAAGCAAUUCAUGUUGCAACAGGGGACUACACAACCUUUGUCGUGUCGGAUGAUGGUGAUGUAUACUCUUUUGGUUGCGGUGAAUCUGCUAGCCUCGGACAUAAUACUGCUUUGGAAGGACAGGGAAACAGGCAUGCCAAUGUGUUGAGCCCGGAGCUGGUAACGUCAUUAAAGCAAGUGAACGAACGGGUGGUACAGAUCAGCCUUACAAACUCGAUAUUCUGGAAUGCUCAUACAUUUGCACUCACCGAGUCCGGGAAGCUUUAUGCAUUUGGCGCGGGGGACAAAGGUCAGCUAGGCAUAGAGUUAGUUAACAAUCAGACAGAAAGGGGAAACCCCGAGCAGGUUGAUAUCGAUCUCAAUUAGGAAUUCAUCGAUGGUUUGGCAUACACACCAUUUCAUCCAUUCCCUGUUUAUUCUGUAAAUAGAAACAAACAAAAAGGAAUUUGUGAAGAUUUAAGUUUAGGUGUAGUAAAGGGUCUAAGCAAAUGGCUAAAACGGUAAGAAAAAUGGUUAGCACGUAGGCCUUAAGCUGUUAAUAGCCGAAACAUCUGUGUUAAGGUUCAUUUAUUACUUAUGUUAAAAUUGCAUUCUUAAAAUU
This is a messenger RNA of Hibiscus syriacus, 2219 nucleotides long. Its product is annotated as ultraviolet-B receptor UVR8-like. Bases 380 to 1984 code for a protein of 534 amino acids. The transcript is spliced from 6 exons. NCBI's taxonomy places the organism in Eukaryota, Viridiplantae, Streptophyta, Magnoliopsida, Malvales, Malvaceae. The record is from RefSeq and is a predicted model, not a curated record.